Molecule: messenger RNA, 756 nt
Organism: Notothenia coriiceps (black rockcod)
Lineage: Eukaryota; Metazoa; Chordata; Actinopteri; Perciformes; Nototheniidae
Product: exosome complex component RRP45-like
Exons: 4
Coding region: 1-756 (251 amino acids)
Biological process (GO): exonucleolytic trimming to generate mature 3'-end of 5.8S rRNA from tricistronic rRNA transcript (SSU-rRNA, 5.8S rRNA, LSU-rRNA); rRNA catabolic process; nuclear polyadenylation-dependent rRNA catabolic process
Cellular component (GO): cytoplasmic exosome (RNase complex); nuclear exosome (RNase complex)
Molecular function (GO): mRNA 3'-UTR AU-rich region binding
Source: RefSeq, a predicted model, not a curated record
AUGAAUGCAAACGUCUCACCAGUCCUUGAAGAACUUUAUCCUUCCUCAUCCCGAGCUGUCUUCUUCUCUACUUCCUGUUUGCUGUGCAGAACCUACCUGCUGGUGGACCCCUGUGAACGGGAGGAGCGGGUGAUGGACGGCCUGCUGAUGAUCGCCAUGAACAAACACAGAGAAAUCUGCUCCAUCCAGUCCAGCGGGGGCAUCAUGCUGCUUAAAGAGCAGGUUAUGAGAUGCAGUAAAAUAGCCAGCGUAAAGGUGUCUGAAAUCACAGAACUCAUCAGCAAAGCCCUGGAGAACGACAAGAGAGCAAGAAAAGCAGGCGGAAGGUGUGGUUUUGCGGAGUCAAUGCCACAGGAGCGAAUCACAGCUCUGAAAACGGACGAGACCUCGGUGGAGAUGACUGAUGCGUCAGAAAGAGCCAAUGACAUCGUCGAGAACGCCGAGGUCCCGCCUCAAACGGUGCCUUCCCCAGUGGUGCCUGUGCCAGGGGUGGGGCAGGUGGGGCAGGGCCUGCAGAACACCUGGGGACUGGAAGAGGAGGAAGAGGAGGAGGAUGGUGAUGAAGAGGAGGAAGAACAAAAAAUGGAAGAGGAACAGGAUGAAAAGGAAGACAGUAGAGAAGGUUAUUACACAUGCCUGCAAAUUAGUCGCUUUUUUGGCGCCUCCCGCUUUUUUAACGCUGAUUUGGGUGACUUGUGUAAUUCGUGGAGAACCAAAGAGUUUUCGUUAUGGGGGGGGGUCCGACUCACGGACUGA